This is a messenger RNA of Rubroshorea leprosula, 638 nucleotides long. The record is from the annotation of a GenBank genome assembly. Lineage: Eukaryota; Viridiplantae; Streptophyta; Magnoliopsida; Malvales; Dipterocarpaceae.
AAAACCGCCACCGUCGAUCUGACUCCGCUGCUUCAUGAUGAAGCAAGCUUCGCGCCGACUCGGUUUGUGCUAGACGCCUGCACGUGGUUCCGGAUGCGCCGGAGUCGGUACUUGUUCCUCCUGCUUUGCUCUCCUAUCCUCCUCCCUCUCCUCUGCGCGACUUUUCCUCUACUCUGCGCCGCGGAGUUCUGCUUCUGGAUUUGUCGCUGGAGGAGGCGGAGGAAAGCGGCUGCGCGGCAGUGGAGAGAAGAAGAGGAGCGGCUGCGGGGAUGCGAGGAGGGGUGUGGGUGCAAUAAUGAAGGGGAAGAGAGGGAGGUGGGGUUGCUGCAUCGGUACUUGGAGGAUCAACUGAUGCUGGUUGGAUCUGUAUACGAUUGUGGUGACGAUCGGGAUUCCGAUGGCCUUGAUUAUAAAGUUCCUCUUCUGCGUUAAUUGUAAAUGUCUUUUUUUUUUUUUUUUCUUUUUUUAAUUCUGAUUUUGAAAUGUAGACUGUAAAGUAGGUUAUGAACACUAAUUUGUGAUUUUUCAUUUUUGUCCGUUGAAAUUCUCAGGGUUUUUUGUUUUUUGUUUUUUUUUUUGUCCAUCCUAUAUCCAAUGAUAAAAAAGUAAUGGUUGGAUAAUAAUUAUAAUAUUUUUUA